AUGGAUGAGGAUGGACUGUCAGUCAGCUGUGGCAACGGCAAACUCAGACAGUGGCUGAUUGACCAAAUUGACAGCAAGAGGUAUCCAGGCCUGGUUUGGGAAAAUGAUGAAAAAACCAUCUUUCGUAUUCCAUGGAAACACGCUGGGAAGCAGGAUUACAACCGGGACGAGGACGCCGCCCUGUUUAAGGCAUGGGCUCUGUUCAAAGGUAAAUUUAAGGAAGGUGUGGAUAAGCCAGAUCCACCGACUUGGAAAACCAGGCUUCGCUGUGCUCUCAAUAAAAGUAACGACUUUGAUGAGUUGGUAGAAAAGAGCCAACUGGACAUCUCGGAACCCUACAAAGUCUACAGAAUCAUUCCGGAGGCAGCAAAGAGGGGAAUGAAAAUGAGCAACCCAGAGGAGAGUUCACAUCUUGGCUAUUACCCCCCAUAUUCCGCAUUACAAAAUCAGGUGUCCGGUUACAUGGAGCGCAGAGAUUGGAGAGACUUUCCCCCCACGGAUCAACAGCCUCUUCCUCCCUCUCAUCAUCAUCACCCAGAGCUGCAGUAUCACUACCCCUCAGCCCUCAGCCGGCCCUGGCCCACCACACACGCAGAGAACGGUUUCCAGCUCUCGUUCCACACCUACCUGUCAGAAUCCCAGGCACCAUUCUAUGCAAUGGACCCAAACUCCAUCACUGACUUCAGCCUCCACGUGUCCCUGUUCUACCGAGAGUCUCUGGUCAAAGAAGUGACCACGACGAGCCCCAAAGGCUGCUGCAUCUCCUCCUCGGCCCCCUCCACGUUGCCCUCCUCGUCCCCGCGGCCGGACGAAGCUCUCCCUGUGGCUCCGGAGCACAUCCUCUUCCCUUUCCCUUUCCCUGAGUCCCACCGACAGGGGGCGGAGCUGCUCCCCAACGUCCUGGAGAGAGGGGUGCAGCUGUGGUUGAGUCCCGAGGGUCUGUUCGCCAAACGCCUGUGCCAGAGUCGGGUGUACUGGGAAGGACCCCUGGCUCUGUACGCAGACAAACCCAACAAGCUGGAGAAGGAGCAGCCCUGCAAGCUCUUUGACACGCAGCAGUUUCUGAUCGAGCUUCAAGAGUAUGUGCACAAUGGCCGAGCACCACCGCGGCACCAGGUGGUCUUGUGCUUUGGGGAUGAAUACCCGGACCCCCAGCGCAGCAGGAAGAUGAUCACUGCACAGGUGGAGCCAGUAUUUGCCAGAAAGCUUCUCUUCUACUAUCAGCAGAACAACGGCCACUACCUUCGGACCUACGAGCACAGCCAGCACCCCAACCUCUCCCCCACCCCAGACUACAUUUCCCAGAGGCCUUUGCAGCAUAUCCAGGAAUAA
Molecule: messenger RNA, 1332 nt
Organism: Knipowitschia caucasica
Lineage: Eukaryota; Metazoa; Chordata; Actinopteri; Gobiiformes; Gobiidae
Source: the annotation of a GenBank genome assembly